Molecule: messenger RNA, 2088 nt
Organism: Plasmopara halstedii
Lineage: Eukaryota; Oomycota; Peronosporomycetes; Peronosporales; Peronosporaceae
Product: Serine/threonine-protein kinase involved in autophagy
Exons: 11
Coding region: 1-2088 (695 amino acids)
Biological process (GO): autophagosome organization; peptidyl-serine phosphorylation; protein autophosphorylation
Cellular component (GO): cytoplasm; autophagosome
Molecular function (GO): ATP binding; protein serine/threonine kinase activity
Source: RefSeq, a predicted model, not a curated record
AUGAGCAGUGCCAAUGGGCAGACAAUUACAGUGUGUGGCAAUGUCCUUCGCUUAGUAGAGACAAUUGGCCGCGGCUCUUACGGCACUGUACACAAAGCCAUUAAUUUGUCUUCUGGAGCACCUGUAGCCGUUAAAAUGAUCGGCAAGGACAAAUUGCGGCGGCCACAUGAGCGUCAAAGCAUCGAAAAAGAAAUUGAAACCAUGCGUGUGGCCGUGGAACAGUUUGAAAAUGGACACCCACACAUUGUGCGUCUACUUUGUACGAAGGAAUCGCAGCAACAUAUUUUCAUCGUGCAGGAAUAUUGUGCUGGUGGGGAUAUUGCGGAGCUUAUGAAGGCAAAUAAUGGCUUGACGGAGAAUCAAGCAAAACUCUAUAUGUCGCAAUUGGCGUCGGGGUUACAGUUUCUUCGUUCGCAAAAUGUGGUGCAUCGUGACUUGAAACCUGCCAACUUAUUGUUAUCGUCACGGAAUUCUGCUACUGCUAAGUUAAAAAUUGCGGAUUUUGGAUUUGCACGUGAGUUACAGUCUGAGAUGAUGGCUGAAAGUGUCGUAGGCUCGCCACUCUAUAUGGCUCCGGAGCUCUUGGAGUACAAAUGCUACGAUGCAAAAGCUGAUUUGUGGUCAGUUGGUAUCAUUUUGUACGAGAUGCUGGCAAACGAGCACCCAUUCUUAGUUGUAGACAAGGUUCACGCAACAAAUCACCUCGCAUUGCGGCGAAAUAUCUAUCGCUACUUUGAGUGCUUUGGCCGCGUUCGCCUGCCAAAGAAGGUGAAGGUAUCGCCUGCUUGCGAACAGUUAGUGGAAGGUCUCUUGCGGGUUGACCCACGCAAGCGCAUUUCAUUUGAAGAUUAUUUUCGUGCUGAGUUUUUGCUGCCACCUGCUCCGUCGGACGCUGACGCUUGUGUAGACAAAGCAAGUCUGGAUAGCUCUGAGACGAAGCAACCUCUUGUCGCAGAAAAACAAUCCGAAUAUGAGGAGUGGGCCACCUUUAGUGACGAGUAUGUGAUGGUGGAGAACGAGUAUGAAGACGUCGGUCGGAAAAUCCUUGGCGGUCAGGACCUGAAUGUUGAUUUGGAUGACAAGAUAAAGCAUCAUACGAAAGAGCACAGUUUUUCUGCUGGCACAACCUCGACCAUUAUUGACGGUGGUAUUGAAAUUAAGGACGUCGUUAUUGAUACGGCGUCUCCUCGACACGAACCAGUGGAUUCUAUUGCUCGGAAUGAAAGUGAUGUGAAAUCGAAUAUAUCGGUCCACGAAGUGCUUCCAGUUGCUAAAAAUGAUCAUCGCCUUGUCGAUGAACGCCGUAACUGGAUUACUGACGAUAAUCGUCUUGAGGAACUGUUGGGUAUUUGCUACAAGAGCUUCUCAUGCGGAAGCGUGGCUUUGUUUGUGCCCACACCAUUUGGUGACUACAUUGCUUUUCACGAAGGAUGUCCACACUACUACUUGUCGGAAGAAAGCAUUGCUGCAUCCAAGAAAGACAACAGAAAUCCUCCGUAUGUUCUCGGCCACAUUGUCUACGUUGAAGAUCAUGAAACAACUGAAAGAACGAAUCCAUACUGUCUUCGCGAAGGAACUAAGUAUCAUGUAGUGUCUGUAGCUCCACUAGUAUCUUCAAAUCACGAAGCAAAUGGUAGUGUGGAAACCGCAGAUAGUUCAUCUGCUUCGGAAGAGUUGCCGCUUUCACAAGUACUGACUGGGCGCACCGUAGCAAGUGAUGUAAACGAGAAUGGUUUGCACCAUGCUACUAGUGACCAAGUUUCUGCCGAGAAUUGUCAAGGAUCGAACGAGCACCAGCGAAUAUCAUUUCGUAGUUUUCAGAUCAGCUCACUGGCGCUGUUUUUUCUCAAGGGAGGAAAGCUGCCGUAUGUGGCAUUCAAUGAAGGCGCUCCAAACUACUACCUUGCUAACGAGUCCAUUCAAGCUGCAGUUUUGGGUGUUGGAAGCGACCGCACACCACCCGCUUACAUCUGUGGAGAGAUUAUCUUCAUUGAUACUUUCCAGGCGACCGAGGAUUUCAAUCCAUAUCGCCUGCCAUAUGGAACACGAUUUCAUGUUGUGACGGUCGCUAACCCAAAAAGAACUUAG